UGCGACGAACUUUGCCUUUAUAUAACGAGCGCACAUCCGAAUUUAAGCGGCUCUGUCGCAUGUUGUAUUACAUAGCGCAUCUAUGAAUAAGUGAAAUAAAAAUACAUUGCAUUUUUAAAUAGGAUUACUAUACAAGAUUCAAGCUAAACUUCUCUUACCUCGGCAUCGUCAGGCACGGUGACGGUGAUUGCCGUGUUCUACACAUGCUGCCUGCCACCCCUAAUAAAAAGUUCCCCGGGCACGUAUUCUCCACCACUCCCGUCCUUUCCCAGGACAUGUGUGAGGCCACGUGCUACAUGGAGCCCAACUGCGCAUCGUUCAACUUCGGACUGGCAUCAGAUGGAAAGAUGACUUGCGAAUUAAAUAAUAAUUCGGCGAAAGAUCCUGGUGAACUCAAGGAUAAAGUAGGAUUCGUAUACCAGGGAUACAAGAACACGUGCGGCAUCAGUACAUGUCUGUCUGGAUCUUUCUGUCAAACAGGGUACGGAGAGAAGAACCACCGAUGUAUGUGCAAAGCCAACCUAACCGGAGCGCAUUGCGAUAUAUCAAAAUAUAUCACGGUUAAUGUAAAAUCGUAUGCCAAGGGUAGUUUCCAUGGGUUGAGCGAGAUCAUCGUUGACGGGACAGAUUAUUGCCUCAAGCAAAGAGGACAUAACUUCGCCGCUUUUUCUAUGAAUGGGACGUUCAUCAGUAAGGCUAAUUUCGAUACUUACGGAAGUGCCACAGCAGACGAUGAGAUGCGUGAUUACAUCAACGACUUGCCGUCUAACUCUCUUGUUAUCAUCUCUACGUACGACUCUGCAGAAAGACACGUCGCUGAUGCAUAUAAUGCACUGAGAAGUCUUGGUGCCGUGGAACCGCUCAAAUCAGGUUACAGAGGAACGUGGUUUUUGAUUGGUCAUAAGGGAGGGCCACGCCCCUGGAUCACGCAAGGCAACCACGAAAGUUCAGUUCCUUCAAUGGGGUCGGCGCAUGUGCAAAAAGAGGGAUGUUUCGCCCAUGCUUCACUUUAUCAACAAUGGUGUAACCCAUAAUAGUGUAGUGUAAGUAGAGACUAAGCCUUGUCGUCACAUUGACUUUGCUUACAAUCUGAACUAUCACGUGUCCAGGGGUAUGCAAUUACAUGGAUUGGACUAUGUCAUCACGUGACCUGAUGAGUGUUAAUGUCACGUGAACAGGUUUGCGCUAUCACGCGACUUGUGACGUGAAUGUAUAAUCAAUGACCUUGGACAUGCCUCACAUUGGAUGAAUUACGUCGUCACGUGCCGCCGAGCUAUGCCAUCACGUCAACUAGAAUAUGCAAUCACAUGACCUGGGUCAUGCUUCACAUUGGCUUAAUUACGUCGUCACGUGACCUGAGCUAUAUCACGUCGACUAGAAUGUGCAAUCACAUGACCUGUAUCAUGCCUCACAUUGGAUUAAUUACGUCGUCACGUGACCUGAGCUAUAUCACGUCAACUAGAAUAUGAAAUCACAUGACCUGGGUCAUGCUUCACAUCGGAUUAAUUACGUCGUCACGUGACCUGAGCUAUAUCACGUCAACUAGAAUAUGCAAUCACAUGACCUGGGUCAUGCUUCACAUUGGCUUAAUUACGUCGUCACGUGACCUGAGCUAUAUCACGUCAACUAGAAUGUGCAAUCACAUGACCUGUAUCAUGCCUCACAUUGGCUUAAUUACGUCGUCACGUGACCUGAGCUAUAUCACGUCAACUAGAAUGUGCAAUCACAUGACCCGGUUCAUGCCUCACAUUGGCUUAAUUACGUCGUCACGUGGCCUGAGCUAUAUCACGUCAACUAGAAUGUGCAAUCACAUGACCUGUAUCAUGCCUCACAUUGGCUUAAUUACGUCGUCACGUGACCUGAGCUAUAUCACGUCAACUAGAAUGUGCAAUCACAUGACCCGGUUCAUGCCUCACAUUGGCUUAAUUACGUCGUCACGUGGCCUGAGCUAUAUCACGUCAAGUAGAAUGUGCAAUCACAUGACCUGGGUCAUGCUUCACAUUGGCUUAAUUACGUCGUCACGUGGCCUGAGCUAUAUCACGUCAACUAGAAUGUGCAAUCACAUGACCCGGUUCAUGCCUCACAUUGGCUUAAUUACGUCGUCACGUGGCCUGAGCUAUAUCACGUCAAGUAGAAUGUGCAAUCACAUGACCUGGGUCAUGCUUCACAUUGGCUUAAUUACGUCGUCACGUGGCCUGAGCUAUAUCACGUCAACUAGAAUGUGCAAUCACAUGACCCGGUUCAUGCCUCACAUUGGCUUAAUUACGUCGUCACGUGGCCUGAGCUAUAUCACGUCAACUAGAAUGUGCAAUCACAUGACCUGGGUCAUGCUUCACAUUGGCUUAAUUACGUCGUCACGUGGCCUGAGCUAUAUCACGUCAACUAGAAUGUGCAAUCACAUGACCCGGUUCAUGCCUCACAUUGGCUUAAUUACGUCGUCACGUGGCCUGAGCUAUAUCACGUCAAGUAGAAUGUGCAAUCACAUGACCUGGGUCAUGCUUCACAUUGGCUUAAUUACGUCGUCACGUGGCCUGAGCUAUAUCACGUCAAGUAGAAUGUGCAAUCACAUGACCUGGGCCAUGCCUCACAUGGGCUAAAUUACGCCGUCACGUGACCUUAGCCAUUUAGUCACGUGACUUAUGUUUACCUAGCUUUACGCCGUCUUGUUUUCUUAGUUAGGAGAACUAGGAAAUGCCAUCAUGUGACCUAGGAAAUUUCAUCACAUGACCUAGGAUAUACUAUAAUGUGACCUAGGAUAUGCUAUCACAUGACCUAAGAUAUGCCAUCAUGUGACCUAGGAUAUGCCAUCACAUGACCUAGGAUAUGCUAUCACAUGAACUAAGAUUUGCCAUCACGUGACCUAAAAUAUGACAUCACAUGACCUAGGAUAUGCUAUCACUUGACCUAGGAUAUGCUAUCACGUGACCUAGGAUAUGCUAUCACGUGACCUAGGAUAUGCUAUCACGUGACCUAGGUUAUGCCAUCACAUGACCUAGGUUAUGCCAUCACAUGACCUAGGAUAUGCCAUCACAUGACCUAGGUUAUGCCAUCACAUGACCAUGCCAUUAUGAGAUCUAGCACAUGUGGAAAAUAUGUUCAUAGCACAACUAUUUAUCAUGCGUAUUCUUUUUAUUGACUUUUAUUUGAAUUAAAAUAUAUCCGCAAGUAUAUCCGUGGUUUGUUUGCCUUCCCUCUUUUUGUAUACUAGCCCGUAGAAAUUAAGGUUUCUAUUUCGAAUCAACGAUAUUUGUAGAAUAAACUGUAGCUCUUUUUUUUGUUAAUUACUUUUCACCAUAAAUAUUAAAAGAGAAGAUAUUGCAA
Messenger RNA from Nematostella vectensis (starlet sea anemone), 3321 nucleotides. RefSeq lists its product as uncharacterized. Bases 204 to 1034 code for a protein of 276 amino acids. The transcript is spliced from 5 exons. Lineage: Eukaryota; Metazoa; Cnidaria; Anthozoa; Actiniaria; Edwardsiidae. The record is from RefSeq and is a predicted model, not a curated record.